Molecule: messenger RNA, 2540 nt
Organism: Medicago truncatula (barrel medic)
Lineage: Eukaryota; Viridiplantae; Streptophyta; Magnoliopsida; Fabales; Fabaceae
Product: 3-hydroxy-3-methylglutaryl-coenzyme A reductase 1
Exons: 4
Coding region: 187-1938 (583 amino acids)
Biological process (GO): coenzyme A metabolic process; sterol biosynthetic process; isoprenoid biosynthetic process
Cellular component (GO): endoplasmic reticulum membrane; peroxisomal membrane
Molecular function (GO): hydroxymethylglutaryl-CoA reductase (NADPH) activity; protein binding
Source: RefSeq, a predicted model, not a curated record
UUUUAAUUUUCUCUCAUUCUUUCGUUCAUUCUCCAUCUUUUCCUCCCUCCCUCUCAUUUUCCAACCAAUCAAACAAAAACUUUCAAAACCCUUUCCCUCGUUUUUCGCUUCUGGGUUUUCUUUCCAUUUUUCUCCUUCGUUUUUUGUUUCUGCAUUUUCGUAGAUUCAAAACUCGUCGGAAAAAAUAUGGACGCUCGCCGGAGACUUAAAUCUCUUCCUCCACGUUCUCCCGCCGGCGGCGAAAACCUCAAAACCCAGAAGCUUAAAUCUCUUCCUACCACCACCACCGGAGAAAACCUCAAUUCACAGACUGUUUUUCUCUGUGUCACUAACGCUGUUUUCUUCGGUGUUUUCUUCUCCGUCGCGUAUUUCCUCCUCCACCGUUGGCGUGAGAAGAUCCGUACGGAAACUCCUCUUCAUGUCGUCACAGUCUCAGAAACCGCCGCCAUCGUUUCUCUCAUAGCCUCCGCCGUUUACCUUCUAGGUUUCUUCGGUAUCGGAUCACGUACUUCCUUCCCGGACGAUCUCUCCGAUGAAGAGAUUCUCGCUAAAGAAGACUCACGAAAACCAGGACCGUGUCCAGCAGCACUUGUCGACACCGACGUAAAACCACCACCAGCAACAUUAACUCCAAUUGUAGCUCCAGUGAAGAUCUAUGAAGUUGUUGCACCCGUGAAUCUCACACCGGAAGACGAAGAAAUUGCAAAAUCAGUUGUCACCGGUUCAAUUCCGUCGUAUUCCUUAGAAUCCAGACUAGCAGACUGUCGUAAAGCGGCGGCGAUACGUCGUUCAGCGGUGCAAACGAUAACUGGAAAAUCUCUAGAAGGUUUACCGUUGGAAGGUUUUGAUUACGAUUCGAUAUUGGGACAGUGUUGUGAGAUGCCGAUAGGGUUUGUUCAAAUUCCGGUUGGUGUUGCGGGUCCACUGUUGUUAGAUGGAGUUGAGUACACUGUGCCCAUGGCUACCACUGAAGGGUGUCUUGUUGCAAGUACUAAUAGAGGGUGUAAAGCUAUUCAUGUUUCUGGUGGAGCUUCUUCUGUUUUGCUUAGAGAUGGAAUGACCAGAGCACCUGUUGUUAGGUUUUCGUCGGCCAAAAGAGCUGCUGAGUUGAAGUUUUUCUUGGAAGAUCCGCUUAAUUUUGAUACACUUGCUGUCACUUUCAACAAAUCAAGCAGAUUUGCUAGAUUGCAGAGCCUUCAGCCGACAAUUGCUGGCAAGAAUUUGUACAUUCGUUUCCGUUGUAGUACUGGUGAUGCCAUGGGGAUGAACAUGGUGUCAAAAGGUGUUCAAAAUGUCCUUGAUUUUCUUCAGAGUGACUUUCCUGACAUGGAUGUCAUUGGAAUCUCAGGAAAUUUCUGUUCCGACAAGAAAGCGGCGGCUGUAAACUGGAUUGAAGGGCGUGGUAAGUCUGUGGUGUGUGAGGCUGUUAUUAAGGAAGAGGUUGUGAAGAAAGUGUUGAAGACUAGUGUGGAGGCACUGGUUGAGCUUAACAUGCUUAAGAACCUAACUGGAUCAGCCCUUGCUGGUGCUCUUGGUGGGUUCAAUGCUCAUGCUAGCAACAUUGUCUCUGCUGUCUACAUAGCCACUGGUCAAGAUCCUGCUCAGAAUGUGGAGAGUUCUCAUUGUAUUACCAUGAUGGAAGCUGUGAAUGAUGGCAAGGACCUUCACAUUUCUGUCACCAUGCCUUCCAUUGAGGUUGGUACUGUGGGAGGGGGAACACAACUUGCAUCUCAGUCAGCUUGUCUUAAUUUACUUGGUGUUAAGGGCGCCAACACAGAAUCUCCAGGUGCAAAUGCUAGGCUAUUGGCCACCAUCGUAGCUGGUUCGGUACUUGCCGGCGAGCUAUCACUCAUGUCUGCAAUUGCAGCUGGACAACUAGUUAAGAGUCACAUGAAAUAUAACAGAUCUAGCAGGGAUAUGUCCAAAAUCGUCUCGUGAGCUGGCCUCACACAACACAACAAUAAACUUGUAGAAGGGACCAAUGCCUCUCAUAAGGACAAAAAAACGACCAAAAAGAUCGUAUAGUUGGUUUUCAAAAGGACUGUUGGUGGUGGCCAUGGGGUGAAUAAAAAAAUGAUGAUCAGCAUCUUUUUGAGCUCAACAAGAGCAUGUGGUAAGAACAAAAAAAUAGAAAAGGUUGCAUCUAGUGGUAUUCAACACCUUAGUCCAUGUGGGAGGCAUUGUCUUUUAUGAGAUUGUACAGAAGUGUUGAAUCAGAAGAUGGAGAAAACAAGUGGCUAAACCUUUGGCAUUAGUUUGAUUCUUUUUAUUUUAUUUUGUUUUAAUUUAUUCUGUAUUGUGUCAUUUCUCUUGUCGAAAGUUAUUGCCUCAAAAAUUUGUUAUUUUAGUGUGUCUGUGUGUGGAGUAUUUUGAUGUAGAGUUGUUAAUAAUAGUCUCUGGUUGGCCAUCACUAUACACUACUUUUUUCUAUCUCUUCAAUUCUUGUCUUUUGGUGGUUGGCACUUUGUCCAAAUACUUUGGAUGUCGGUAUUUCCAAAAUAAUUUUCAUAGAGAUUCUUAGACAAGAGAGUUUUAAGGGA